CAGCAAGGGCGAUAUUGCGCGCUCCCGUCUCUGUCUGGCCAUUGAAAACAAAGCUAUCUGCGCGAUUUCUACUACAGCCGAGGGAAUACGAUACAGGAAUAUUUACAUUUAGACCGAGAAACACAAAUGAAAAUGGAUUUACAGCGAAACUAGGAACCAGCUUUACCGGGGCCUGCUUGGAGGGCACACAUACAGCAGGACGCUCCCGAAACCGAGGAAAAUUUGAUCUUUUUCCGGAGUGCUUUGUUAUUAGCUGGCUAGCUUUCUAGCUAGCUAGCCAUCAUUGUCAUUUCUGUAGCUAGCCUGCUAGCUAUCUUGCUGAAUGCGAGAGAAACACCGCCAUGUUGUUAUCAAACAGCGAGUGUUAAGAAGCCGAUUCUUUAAUUAAAAACGGGAUAUCCCUGCAUCCUGUCCACUGGUUUGAAACAGGGACCCCGAAUCAGUGCUGCAGCCGCGGUUCCCCUCUAUUGUCAGCGACAUGGCGGAGCAGAGCUACUCUUCAUGGGCGUACUCCCUCGUGGACUCGAGCCAGGUCUCCACCUUCCUCAUCUCCAUCCUCCUCAUCGUCUAUGGGAGCUUCAGAUCGUUGAACAUGGACUGUGAGAACCAGGAGAAGGAUAAGGACGGGAAUCCCUCUGCAGCAGGGUCCUUCAACAACAACUCCAACAACAGUGAGUGUAUUCAGACCAUCGACUCCACACAGGCCCUGUUCCUGCCGAUUGGGGCCUCCGUGUCUCUCCUGGUCAUGUUCUUCUUCUUCGACUCGGUCCAGGUGGUCUUCACCAUCUGCACUGCAGUUCUUGCCACAAUAGCGUUUGCGUUCCUCCUGCUGCCCAUGUGCCAGUACCUGACCCGACCGUGCGCUCCGCAGAACAAGAUCUCGUUCGGCUGCUGCGGGCGCUUCACCCUGGCGGAGCUGCUCUCCUUCUCCCUGUCCGUCAUGCUGGUGCUCAUCUGGGUGCUGACCGGUCACUGGCUCCUGAUGGACGCUCUGGCGAUGGGUCUGUGUGUGGCCAUGAUCGCCUUUGUGCGGCUGCCCAGCCUCAAAGUGUCCUGCCUGCUGCUGUCAGGGCUGCUCAUCUACGACGUCUUCUGGGUGUUCUUCUCCGCCUACAUCUUCAACAGCAACGUGAUGGUGAAGGUGGCCACGCAGCCGGCCGACAACCCGCUGGACGUGCUGUCCCGCAAACUGCACCUGGGCCCCGGGAUGGGCCGCGACGUGCCCCGCCUCUCCCUGCCCGGAAAGUUGGUCUUCCCCAGUUCCACUGGCAGUCACUUUUCCAUGCUGGGCAUCGGGGACAUCGUGAUGCCGGGGCUGCUGCUGUGCUUCGUGCUGCGGUACGACAACUACAAGAAGCAGGCGAGCGGAGAGGGCGUGGGCCCGGGGAACGGCCGCAUGCAGCGCGUGUCCUACUUCCACUGCACCCUCAUCGGAUACUUCGUGGGACUGCUCACCGCCACCGUGGCCUCCCGGAUCCACCGCGCGGCCCAGCCUGCCCUGCUGUACCUCGUCCCCUUCACCCUCCUGCCUCUGCUCACCAUGGCCUACCUGAAGGGGGAUCUGAGGCGGAUGUGGUCAGAGCCGUUUCACGCUAAGGCCACCAGCAGCUCGCGUUUCCUGGACGUAUGAUGGACAGCGGAGGCCCCGCCCCCUGGGGAGAACGGAGGGAUCCCUGGACUGCUGAGAGAGAGAGAGAAAGAGUGAGAGAGAGAGGGAGGGAGGGAGCGAACAGGAAAGCAGAGGAGGACCCCCCCACCCUCCUUCCCUCGUUCCACCGAUUCGACCCCCCGUUCCCCGUGUGGCCGAAACAGGCCCCGCCCACCCCUGCAGACAGACUCCUCCCCUCUCUCCCUUAGCCCCGCCCCUCACGCCCAGCCCCCCCCCCCUCUCUCUCGGACCCGGGUUUGGAUUCCUCUGUUCUCCCGAGGUCGUCUUCGUCUCUUCACCUCACCUCCCCAUCCCUCCCUCCCUCCCUCCAUCUCUCUCUUUCUCCCCCCCAUCUUCAGGACGCAGUUGAAGCCUCGCUCACGGACAGCUAACGAACAGAACGGCCAAUCGAGGCUCUUUGGAAUCUUGUGUGUAUUUUUUUUUUUUUUUUCAUUU
This is a messenger RNA of Conger conger (European conger), 2104 nucleotides long. RefSeq names its product signal peptide peptidase 3 (gene sppl3). Gene Ontology annotation, biological process: membrane protein proteolysis. Lineage: Eukaryota; Metazoa; Chordata; Actinopteri; Anguilliformes; Congridae. The record is from RefSeq and is a predicted model, not a curated record. Gene Ontology annotation, cellular component: Golgi-associated vesicle membrane; lumenal side of endoplasmic reticulum membrane; cytoplasmic side of endoplasmic reticulum membrane. The transcript has 11 exons. The coding region runs from base 479 to 1630 and encodes 383 amino acids. Gene Ontology annotation, molecular function: aspartic endopeptidase activity, intramembrane cleaving.